This is a messenger RNA of Micromonas commoda, 624 nucleotides long. RefSeq lists its product with no specific name. The transcript has a single exon. Lineage: Eukaryota; Viridiplantae; Chlorophyta; Mamiellophyceae; Mamiellales; Mamiellaceae. The coding region runs from base 1 to 624 and encodes 207 amino acids. The record is from RefSeq and is a predicted model, not a curated record.
AUGUCCGAGACCAAGACCGACGGGACCAUCAUCGUCAACGUCCGGCUGUUCGCCACCAACAAGCCGGACCUCAAGUACCUCACGCGCUUCCAGUACAAGAUGCCCGAUCAGGUGAAAGGCCCCACGGUGCGACUCAGGCUGAACCCCGAGGUUGAAACCGUCGGGUCUCUCAAGAAGAAGGUCGAGGAGGCGCGCGGGACGCACCCGGUGGAGAAACUCCGCAAGGGCGGCGGGCCCCUCGGCAUCGUGCUCGAGCCCGACACCGCCACGCUCGCAUCCGUGGGCCUGACCCGCGAUCACAGCGUCUGGGAGUACGUCUGGGAGGACAGCGAGGCUGAGUCGGCCAAGUUCGAGGAGGAGCUCGACACCGUUCGCGGCUACGUCCACGAGUUCCUGCUCAAGCACCCGGACAUGCCCGGGGCCGGCAGGCAGACGGGCGAGAAGAAGACCGAGGAGUCGACCUGGACCAAGAAGCAGCGACGCAAGCGCCAGGAGAUGGAGACGGCGGUGGCGGAGUACAGGAAGGAGAAGGAGAAGAAGGAGGCGGCCAAGAGAGCCGCAAAGGCCGCAAAGGAAGCCAAAGCCGCGGAAGCCGCCAAAGCCGCCGACGCGACCGCCGCGUGA